Molecule: messenger RNA, 3390 nt
Organism: Pangasianodon hypophthalmus (striped catfish)
Lineage: Eukaryota; Metazoa; Chordata; Actinopteri; Siluriformes; Pangasiidae
Gene: lgi3
Product: leucine-rich repeat LGI family, member 3
Exons: 9
Coding region: 40-1962 (640 amino acids)
Biological process (GO): regulation of exocytosis
Cellular component (GO): synaptic vesicle
Molecular function (GO): protein binding
Source: RefSeq, a predicted model, not a curated record
CACAUUCUCUCUCUCUCUCUCUCUCUCUCUAGUGAGUGCAUGUCAUUUGCUUACACCAUCACUCUUUCUUUCUUCCUCUCUCUCUUUCUCACUGUCAGGCUCUGCCUCACUCACUCCCUCUCUCUUUCUUUCCUUUUCCAUUCCUCUCCUCCAAAAGAAUUCCUCUCCUCUUCUUCUCUCUCCCACUUUCCAGAUUCCUUCUCUCUUUUCUUCCACUUAAUCAAAGAAGCUCCAUCCCGAACUCCCCAAAAAAAGAAAGAAGAAAUAGAAGAUCAGGACCAGACCCAGGAGAAGAUGUCCAAAUCAGAGUGCAGGAGUGUAUCGAGGUGGCCGAGAUGGAUCAAAUCAGCUGCUGCCUCUCUCUUUCUUCUUCUGGUGUGUACGCAGGGAAUGGCUGAGGGACGCCGAGUCACCAAAAUCCCUCGCUGUCCAGCUACCUGCUCCUGCACCAAAGACAGUGCCUUCUGCGUGGACACUAAAGCUAUCCCCAAGAGCUUCCCGCCCGGCAUCAUUUCACUGACAAUGGUGAACGCAGGCUUCACUGAGAUCCCAGAGGGAGCGUUUUCUCACCUGCACUUGCUGCAGUUCCUUUUGCUGAAUUCCAACACUUUCACUGUGAUUGCUGAUGAUGCCUUCGCUGGCCUCUCGCACCUGCAGUAUCUGUUUAUUGAGAAUAAUGACAUUCAGUCACUGUCCAAAUACACUUUUAGAGGCCUGAAGUCUCUAACACACCUAUCUCUGUCUAACAACAACCUGCAAGUCUUACCCAGAGAACUGCUCAAAUACCAGGACAUCCUCACUGACCUAGACCUGAGAGGGAACUCGUUCCGCUGUGACUGUAAGAUUAAGUGGCUGGUGGACUGGAUGGAGAAAACCAACACCUCCGUCCCGGCUAUAUACUGUGCCAGUCCUUUUGAGUUCCAGGGCCGACGCAUCCAGGACUUAACACCACGAGACUUCAACUGCAUCAGUGCAGAUUUUGCUUUGUAUGAGACCUACCCAUUCCAGUCCCUCUCUGUGGAAUCGUACGACUUUAACGAUGACUUGUAUGUGGUGUUUGCUCAGCCCAGCACUGGAAUAUGUACCGUUUACAUCUGGGAUCAUGUGAACAUGCUUUUCAGGACCCAUUACAACAUCACAUCUCGAUCUGCAGUGUACUGCAAGCCUGUGGUGAUCAACAACACACUCUACAUGGUGGUAGCCCAACUCUUUGGAGGAUCCCAUAUCUAUAAGUGGGAAGAAGGGCCUUUGCAGUUUGUCAAAAUCCAGGACAUCGAUGCCAGCCGUGUACGCAAACCCAACUUCAUGGAGACGUUUCAGAUUGAAGGAGACUGGUACUUUGCUGUAGUGGACAGCUCCAAGGCAGGCUCCACUAGCAUCUACCGCUGGAACAGCAACGGCUUCUACUCACACCAGUCUCUUCACCAAUGGCACCGCGACACACACAUACACUUCCUGGAAGUGGACGGUAAGGCCCGGCUAAUCCUGUCGAGCUCCUUGCAGCCUCCGGUGGUGUACCAGUGGAACCGUGGGACACGCGAGUUCGUCUACCACUCGCAAAUCCCACAUGCAGGUGAUGUACACAUAGUCAAGCACUUCUGGGCCCAUCAAGCGCUCUACCUCUGCCUGACGCGGUUCAUUGGCGACUCGAGGCUCGUGCGCUGGGAAAGCCAGCGCUUUGUGGAGAUCCAGACGCUGCCUUCACGUGGCUCGAUGGCACUACACCCGUUUAGCGUAGGAGUGAGGCAGUACCUGGUUCUGGGCAGCGAUUACUCCUUCUCACGGAUCUACCUGUGGGACGAGCUCACACAGCGCUUCCAGCCUUUCCAGGAGCUCAACGUUUUGGCGCCUCGUGGCUUUAGCCUCGUCUCCAUUGACAACAAAGACAUCCUGCUCGUCGCCAGCUUUAAAGGAAAGACUGUGGCAUAUCAGCAUCUUCUGGUGGACCUCAGCGCCAAGUAAACCUGAGACUAAAGAUGUUUUCAUCCAAGGGGUAUAGGUUUUGUUAAUGGAAGAUCAAUAUGUUUCCUGGCUUUGGUUGCAAAUCCUGUUUAUAUGUGAUACAGACUUUAAGUCUUUUGGACAGGUUUUUAAUUUUAGUCUUGUAAAAAUGUCAUAAAUAAGCAUGCUGACUUGCCCUUCAAGAAUGGAACUGGACAGUGCUCAGUAAAUCUGUUCUAGACAUAAACUUAUAUAUAUACAGUAGAUAUGAAGAUAAGUAUAUACUGACCUCAAAAUAAAGCAAGAUCUACACUGACAAUUAACUUUAUUAGGAGCAUCUGCCAAUCAGCCAAUCAUGUGGCAGCUGCGCAAAUACAGGUCAAGAGCUUCAGGUAAAGUUGACAUCAAACAUCAGAAUGAGGAGAAAAUGUGAUCUCAGCAACUUUGACCUUGGCAUGGAUUGAGUAUUUCAGAAACUGCUGAUCUCCUGGGAUUUUCACACAUAACAGUCUGUACACAGUUUACACAGUUUACACAAAAUGGUACAAAAAACAAAAAACAUCUGAUGAGCAGCAGUUCUGCAGGUGGAAAUGCCUUGUCGAUGGGAAGCUCAGAGGAGAAAGGGCAGACUUGUUCGAGCUGAUGGGAAGGAUACAAUAGCUCAAAUAACCAAUCUUUACAAACAUGGUGAGCAGAAAGUAUCUAAGAAUGCAUAACACCUCGAACCUGGAUGCAAAUGGGCUACAAGAUCUGGGCAAGAUCAUGUGAUGAUCAUGUGAGCCACGUGAUUGGCUGACUGGAUAAUUGCAUGAAUGAGUAGAUGUACAGGUGUUCCUAUUAAAGUAGACAGUGAGACAGUAUCAAUAUAUGAAGCACAUUUUUCAGCAUGAAAAUAAACUUUAUUUUUUGUCAUCAGUCAUCUCAUUAAUCAUAAUUUGAUGGGCCUGUCCAGAAUAUACAGAUUACAAAUAACCAAGAUAAAGUAAUAUACUGUUUAUAAAAAUCAGGAUUUAAAUAAAUGCUUUAGACCACGCAGUAUGUUUGUGAGUACAUACUGUUACCCAGGUUAAAUUUUUAUAUCUCAUGGCCUCAUCGAUGGUUAUGUACAAAAUCAAUUUGUGAUAUAAAAGUUGCAGAUUUUCAUGCAGAUUUUUUAUGCAUGUGCUGUGCUAGACUAACAACUAUAAUAAUUUCUAUAGUAGUAAUGAUAUUAUUUCAUUCCAUUUUCAUUUACACACUUUAUGCCAUCCCACAAAAACCUGUAAGAUAUCAAAGUCCACACUUAUUGUCAUUCUGUGCACUGAAACUACUGAAAAAAAAAGCAUCUCUUUGGGUUGUGUGUAUGACCGAGCAUGUGGAUUUCGAUUAUGAGGAACCAUGACUAAUAUGAAAUGUCACAAAUGUUUAUCAUCAGUGUUAAAAAUAAAUUUAUACAAUACUUUCUCACCA